AUGAGCGAGAUUGACGCCCUCUACAUAUAUGAUGAGCUAAAUGCACCUCUCGUCGAACAUGUAUAUCGAUCCCGCCCUCCCUCGGCCUCCGCCAUCCUACCCCUCUACCUCGCCCAUGCCGCCCCACGACCUUCUUUGCUAUACAUUCCUAGCGCUUCGCCUCCAGUGACAGUAUUCUCGACAGUCGAGUCAAAUCUAUUGUUUCUUGCAAUAAGCGAAGUCGACACGGAACCGCUUCUGGCGCUUGAGUUCCUGCACCGCGUGAUUGAUGUGCUCGAGGACUUUGUCGGAGCACCACUGCUCUCAACUAAGAUCCAAUCCAAUUACGAUGUUGUAGCACAGCUUCUUAAUGAAAUGUGCGAUGGAGGGACGAUAUGCAAUACCGAGCCUAAUGCGUUACAAGAAGUUGUUGAGGUUCCUGGGUGGAUGGGAAAGCUGUUAGGUGGAAUCGGAGUACCUGGUACAUCUGCGCCAACGCUAGGGUCUACUAAUCCUUUGAAACAAUCCCUCGCCGCCGCCAGUGCAUCACAGGGACCCGCCAUUCCUUGGCGACGACCGGGUGUGCGCCAUACCUCUAACGAGUUAUAUGUCGAUAUUAUCGAAUCUCUCUCUGUUACCAUGGCUCCUUCAGGUCGACUACUUUCUGCCUUGGUAUCCGGAACCAUUGCAUUCACGGCGAAGAUAUCGGGAGUUCCAGACCUGCUCCUAUCAUUAUCAGCACCAGGAGGUCAGCAUGCCCUUGGCCGCAAGAUUGAACUACCGGUUUUCCACCCAUGUGUUCGAUUGGCUCGGUGGAAAGAACGCCCGGGAGAGCUCAGUUUCAUACCCCCGGAUGGGCGAUUUAUUUUGGCUGGGUACGAAGUUGAUCUCCUCCCCAUAGAUCCCGACUUGGAUGAGCCACCAAGCCAUAUGGAAAAGCUAUUUUUACCUGCUAUUGUGGAUAUUCGCAAAUCACUGGGGUCAUCUGGCUCCGAAUUCGAGGUGCGACUGACUUUGAACACAAAUUUCCCGGGCCAAAGUUCCUCCUCGCGGCCUGGAGCUACUCGGACCGGAUCCGGCACAUCAACACCGUCGUUCUUGGGUGUAGGCGGGAGUGGAAACUCCGCACCAACACUUGAAGAGGUCGUCGUUAGUGUACCAAUCUCACAGUCUGUCCGCCAUAUCACGGAUAUGCAGGCCAGCCGUGGUGAUGCUCAGUUCACUCCCUCAAGCGGGCUCUUGGAGUGGCGGAUUCCCACUGGCAAGGAUGCUGGCUCAUUGUCCGGCACUGCGACCCUGCGUUGCAGUGUGUCCGGCUAUCCAUCUGCCGAUGAUGACUUCGACGAUAGCCUCGAGGAUGCCGACGAAGAUGCCAAUGCCAACCUCUUGCAAGGCUAUUAUGAGGAGCCCACCGCCUAUAACGAUGCAUCUGCUAGUACAUCGAAGAAAAACCGAUCCUCCGACCCCUCUAAGCGCAAGAAGAAAAAGAAGAAGUCAACAAAGAAGUCCUCCCGCUCCGCUGCCUUACAGCCAGAAGAUGCAGAAGACCCUGCUGCGACCACAACCCCAUCCCCAAAUCACUCUAAACCCCAAACUCCAACACCUCCUCAAACUCAACCCCAACCCCAAUCUAAUGCCCACCUCCCCGCAUUCUUCGACCCAUCAUCUUCAUCCCGCCCGACUCGCAGAACUAAAGCUCAAGUCAACGCAAGCUUAAUGCCCAACUCAGCGUCAGUAUCGUUCUCCGUGCGAGGCUGGCUGCCCUCCGGUAUCAAAGUGGACAGUCUCAAUAUCGACCAGCGCCGCAGUCGCGGCCUAGGCGAGAGCGUCAAACCAUACAAGGGUGUCAAGUAUCUGUGUGUGAGUAACCGCGGCAUAGAGCGGCGCUGUUGA
Molecule: messenger RNA, 1872 nt
Organism: Penicillium paradoxum
Lineage: Eukaryota; Fungi; Ascomycota; Eurotiomycetes; Eurotiales; Aspergillaceae
Product: putative AP-3 adaptor complex subunit mu
Exons: 3
Coding region: 1-1872 (623 amino acids)
Biological process (GO): intracellular protein transport; endocytosis
Cellular component (GO): clathrin adaptor complex; cytoplasmic vesicle
Source: RefSeq, a predicted model, not a curated record